Plasmopara halstedii is the source of this 273-nucleotide messenger RNA. RefSeq lists its product as uncharacterized. The record is from RefSeq and is a predicted model, not a curated record. NCBI's taxonomy places the organism in Eukaryota, Oomycota, Peronosporomycetes, Peronosporales, Peronosporaceae. The coding region runs from base 1 to 273 and encodes 90 amino acids. The transcript has 3 exons.
AUGUGUUGUUCCCGCCGUAUAUGUCACGUACAAGUCAACUCUCGAAAAUCUUCCGAAUGUCGUUUACUAUCCUGGUGGUGCUGGAAUUUGGGGUUCCUAUGCCAUCUUAAACAUUCUGCUGUUUACUAUAUUGGAAAUUGGGUCGCUUUUGUACUUGAAACGCAAGUGUCUCAGGUCCAAUCAAUGCUGGUAUUCUCGUUGAUUCUUCUUCUAUCGUACGAGCUCGCUCAUAACGGAGUUGACUUUACUUUUCAAUUCAAUUGGAUCCGAUAA